Diatraea saccharalis (sugarcane borer) is the source of this 714-nucleotide messenger RNA. The record is from the annotation of a GenBank genome assembly. NCBI's taxonomy places the organism in Eukaryota, Metazoa, Arthropoda, Insecta, Lepidoptera, Crambidae.
AUGUUUCCCCGGAAGUACUCUGACAAAUGUCGCCAAGUGAAAGACUUGAGAGCGGUGGAGGACGCGUUCGUGGCGGUCCUCAAGAUGCAUUUUGACGGUAUUGAAUUAGACCUGUUGUUCGCAAGAUUAGCUUUCAAAGAGAUACCUGACUCAUUGAACCUCAAUGACACUAUGCUGCUGAAAAACUUGCAUCAAAAGUGCGUUCGUUCAAUGAACGGUUGCCGAAACACCGAAGAGAUAUUAAGGCUGGUGCCUAAUAUCAACAACUUCCGUCUCACACUGCGCGCCAUCAAACUGUGGGCUAAACGUUUGGUGAUUACAGACGAGAAACUUGCCCUGCAUGUUCUCGUCUGUAGUGGUUGGGAGAAAUUUUUCAACGCUCCAAACUUCUUCUCCCGAUACAAACACUUCAUGGUAUUGUCGGUGGAAGCCGUUCAGGCCGAUGAGCAAUGCAGUGGUGUGGUCUCAUCCAGUCUCGUAUCAAACACCUCCGACACUAGAAGGGAAUCGGCACAUAACAACUGCUCACGUGAACACGGAGUGCUACAAUUCUACACCGCUGCAUUUCCUGCGUUGGCAGGAAAUCCACUGCCACCAGACUUUCCACACAGUUCAUCAGUACCCAUAGAUCCAGUGCCUGAACUCAAAGGAAAUGAAAAACUAAGUGAUACGAACUUAGUAUCAGUAAAUACUUAUAUGAUUAUUUAUUUUUAA